Molecule: messenger RNA, 831 nt
Organism: Opisthorchis viverrini
Lineage: Eukaryota; Metazoa; Platyhelminthes; Trematoda; Opisthorchiida; Opisthorchiidae
Exons: 6
Coding region: 1-831 (276 amino acids)
Biological process (GO): phospholipase C-activating dopamine receptor signaling pathway; adenylate cyclase-modulating G protein-coupled receptor signaling pathway
Cellular component (GO): heterotrimeric G-protein complex
Molecular function (GO): G-protein beta/gamma-subunit complex binding; G protein-coupled receptor binding; GTPase activity
Source: RefSeq, a predicted model, not a curated record
AUGUCCUGCUUUAUGACUGAAGAAGCCAGAGAGCAGCAACGGUUGAAUAAGGAAAUUGAGAGACAGCUUCAUAAAGAUAAAAGUGCUGGGAAGAAAGAAGUGAAACUUUUACUGCUUGGUACCGGUGAAUCCGGGAAGAGUACAUUCGUCAAACAGAUGAGAAUUAUUCACGGAUCUGGUUACACAGAUGACGACAAACGCGCUUUCAUCGGUCUCAUCUAUCAAAACAUUUUUAUCGCUAUGCACACAAUGUUGGACGCAAUCGAAAAGCUAGGCAUAGCCUAUUCGAACCCAGAUAACCAGGCAAACGUCGAACUUAUUCGUGAGGUUGACGCUGAAUCCGUUACUCAGUUGGAGCCCGAUAAAGUGGUCGCGAUUAGUCAGCUUUGGGCUGAUCCAGGAAUGAAGGAGUGCUACGAACGUCGGCGUGAGUUUCAGCUGACGGAUUCGUCGAAGUACUAUCUUGACAACUUCGAGCGGAUUGCCGAUCCAGCAUUUCUCCCAAACCUCCAAGAUAUCCUGCGAGUUCGAGUUCCGACAACAGGAAUAAUCGAAUACCCCUUCAAUUUGGACUCAACGGUCUUUAGGUGUGCUUUUUCCACUUCAGGACCUGAAAAGGACGCCAUUUCUGCGAGAAAUUUUGUCCUGAAGAUGUACCAAGAUCUGAAUAUCGAUGCUGAACGAACCGUAUACUCUCAUUUUACUUGCGCAACAGCUAUUUGUUCGCAUUUUCGCUCCAAUCCCGUAGAUACGGAGAACAUUCGCGUGGUGUUUAUUGCCGUCAAGGAUACUAUCCUCCAAGCCAAUCUGAAAGAAUACAACUUGGUCUAG